AUGGUGUGCGGAAGUAGUGGCGAGAUAAUCCCAUAUCUCUUGGUGCAAACCCAUCUGGGCGAUAGUAAAGUUUCGCAAGAUGGAAUCAUGGGCAAUGUUUCCGCGCUUCUCGAAGUCCUCUGGGAAUUUUCCUGCCAAUCAGGACUUCUUUGGUAUGUUAAGGCCGUUGCGGGGAGCCUCGUAUAUGGCCUUUCUGAUCGCAAGUACCUUCAAGGGGAGGAACCGAUUGUUGUUGCGAAAUUGAUCAGCGCCCUCAACCUGGCCGUCUUUGUCAAUGGGGACCUUAACGACGACACCUUCUCCGAGGUCGACCUCAGUAGUUUCUCCAGAUCCAUUGAAGGUGACGUUUUUGGGUUUGGCGACUCUGGAGAGAUCCAGCUCUCCAUCAGGAUCGAGCAGACCAUCGUCCACUGCAGUGGCCUUAUCUGCUUGCUGUUUGAGCUCGGCGUUGCGCUUGGCCCAGUGAGUUACGGCCUCGGCAUGAAGUUUCUCCCAUCUGCGAAUCCAGAACUGAGUGUAAUGCGUAGUGAGGUCCCAAGAUUCGAAGAUGCUCUGCAGGAUUCCCUGCUCGCUUCCCUCAUAGCCAUCAGGUCUCAUGGAUGCUGCAUCGAGCCGGGCAGUCGCGUAGAAAUCGGCCGAGUGCAGAUUUUCGACGAAGGCGAUGUACUGCGACCUAUUCUUCUUUAA
Molecule: messenger RNA, 687 nt
Organism: Aureobasidium pullulans EXF-150
Lineage: Eukaryota; Fungi; Ascomycota; Dothideomycetes; Dothideales; Saccotheciaceae
Exons: 1
Coding region: 1-687 (228 amino acids)
Source: RefSeq, a predicted model, not a curated record